GCCUUACUGCAGUUGUAGCGGCGUUGUUGGACAUGAUGACUGCUACUGCUGCUGCUUGUGGCGGAGUCAGUGGUGCUACUCGUUGCUGCUGUGUUGUUAGUAGAUUUGGUGUUAUUAUUGUGUUGUGCGUGCUUCUGGUUUUGUGAGGGCGGCAGCAUUGCCUUUUGUUUUGUGAGACUUUGUGGGGGCAUCUUUGUGGUCUUUAUCAGUGGUUGGAUAGCAGAUCGCUGGGCUCCGCGCCCUCCACUGUCAAGAUGGCCAACAAAAGAAAGAAGUAUAAUGCCCGUUUUGCGCCGGCACGAAUUAAGAAGAUAAUGCAGAAGGAUGAGGAUAUCGGAAAAGUUGCCGCCGCUGUCCCAGUGAUCAUCUCGCGGGCGCUCGAGUUAUUUGUGGAGUCGCUUGUGAAAAAGGCGGAAGCUGUGACUCGAUCCAGAAACGCAAGAACUCUCACAACGGCACAUAUCAAAGCCAGCAUACUGACGGAUUCUAGACUCGAUUUUCUUCGAGACACAGUGGCUAACAUACCGGACGUUCAGUAUGAAGAAGAAGGCGAGUCAAGUGGCUCAGUGUCCACUACGUUAGGCCAACCAAUGCCAGGCCCUGCUGGAUCUCCGAUGGGGAACUCAAUGAGCACCGGCAGUCCUCUGCCUCAGCAGAGACCAAGUCUUCCAAUGAGCCCUCUGGGAUCAAUGGGAUCAGCGCCAGUGCCUUCUGGUAGAGGCCGUGGACGUGGGAGAGGCCGUGGUCGUGGUGGACAGUCAGCUGCUAAUGGGCGUGGGGAAGAUCUCAGAGAAAAGAGAAGGACGCCAUUAACACCAAGCGACGAACCACAGCAAGCGCAGCAGCAAAUGCAACAGCAACAUCACCAACAGCCGCAGCAGCAACAACAAUCAGCAAAUUCGUUUCAACAACAAUCUCUUCACAGUGUUCUUGGGGCUAUGGGAAGUAAUGGAGGUCACACGCACCCAUACUCACAUCAACAGCAAAUGGGUUCAGGACUUGGAACACAGGGUCAGCAGCAGCAACAGCAGCAACAACAACAGCUCCACUCGGUGGUCGGUGGCAGUGCUCAUAUGAAUCAUCCGUACUCGAUGCAUUCGAAUGCAAACAUGACAGGAAACCACAGUAAUAAUCUUUGGCAACAGCAACAACAUUAUCCGCCUGCAGCUCAUCAAAACAGCAGUCACAGCGCUCACUCACUUCUGUCGAGCACUCAUCAUCAGAAUUCACAUCCCGCUCAUCAUGGCGGUCACAAUACACCUCAUCAGUACGGACAUCAACUCGGACAAUCCCAUCCAACAGCGUCGUACAAUUCUCAACAUCCGCAUCAACAUCACCACCACCAACAGCAGCAACUACAUCAACAGCAGCAGCACCACCAUCCGACGCCAACUCAUGGCGCCGCACCAAAUAAUAGUGGAGGUCAUUCAAGUUACGCACCUCAUUCAGGCAGCCCAUUCAGUUCGUUCGGGUUCGGAGCUGGUGGGUACUCGAUGAUGCCAGCAGUUCCCUGCUCAGGUGGUGAUGAUGAUGAUUAUGACACCUGAACAAGAAUGACAGGGCCCAUUUGAUUGUUGGAUUGUUUUAGUGGGCUGAAAUGGGGAGCACCUUAAGAUUUAUCCGUUAUCAAGGUAAAUACUGCGUGUAGAAAGGAACAAUACAAGUGACUUCUGGGCUUCCAAUAUCCAAAAAUGGGAUACAAGUCCGAGGCUUCCACCUCAAAAAAUUUCCAUCAUGUAGUAGUCGUCGUUAACCAACCCAAUGAUAAGAAGGGUCAAGCACAAAAUAAAGUACUGAGGUGUACAUGCCAGAGUUCAUAGGAGUAUGUAUAUCGCUCACUGGAAAGUAGCUAGGCUUAACAAAUAAUACAUUAGGCAAAGUUGAAUGAAAUCAUCGUAUGCCUAUACUGGUUUGAUAAUAACAGACCAGUCUCUUCCCUCGUACACUAUCAAGCCUUUGGGUUGUACCACCGUAAACCAGUAAAAAAAGAAAAACAAUACGCAAUGGCAGAUCGAAUUCCAUCUGAAGAUUAGGGUAGCGGAAAAUUAGAGGUAACACAUUUUGCUGAUGCGUAAUUAUCUAGCAGAAAAUUGUGGAAAAAAGUGGCUAUACGUUGAAGGGGCCGCUUCGCCGCAUUGAUUGUAUUGUAUAGUUGAAUGUAGUUGCAUCUUCGUGUAAGCAAACAAUACACAUCUGAUAAUCAACGCACUUAUAUAGUAAUACUAAUUAUAGUAAUGCAUGGGACGACACCAUCGUGAAGAACUAUAUAUGCAUAUAUCAAUCUAGUUGUUGGUUCAAUAAUCGUUGCACUUUAAGCCAAGACUAAGCCGAGGCAAUAAUGACAAUUGAAUAAUUGAUAUAUCGAGUUGCAUGCAAAACAACUCGAACAAUUACUGAAGAAUGAAGAAACAGUAGUCUGACGUUAUAUUACACAGAAAAGGAGGGAACCUAAGUGGACGGCUAAGGUGAUGAUGAAGACAACAUGAACGAUCUCUUGUAGAAACCGUUCGAAUAUCUUCCUCAAUCUAAAUUUCAGUCUCCAACCCAAAUUAAAAGUGAUGUUGAUUGACCUGAUAUUGAUGUUAAAAAAGUUUCAUCUCGUUCUCAGUCGAGUAAUCCAGGGUACGCAGACUCCAGACAAAAGGUAAAUAAUUCAUUUAUUAAUAAUGGCGACAACGCUAGUGAAGGAUAAUAAUACCAUUAUUACUAUCGUUGUAUAAUAUUAUUAACAAGUUGUCUCAUGAAUGCUCUUUGAUUCAUAGUGGUCACUAGGUCGUCUCUAGAAAAUGUGACUAUGACAUCGACAAGAAAGAGGGAGGUCAAAAUAAAGAGACUAAAGGAAAAUACGAAGAGGCAAAGACAGAUAAUUCAAUGUUCUAAGGGGUCUGAAUUACGGUGGCAUCGUAUGCUUGCGGUAAAUCUGGUGAAAAUGAUGAUGUCGAUGAUGAUGAUAAUAAGGAUAAAGAUGUAUCAUAAUAUGAUGUACAUAGGGCGAGACAUUGUGGGACUAGGGUUGAAUCGCGUAUGUGGAUUAAUGCAGAACUCUCCUAGAUACUGACAAUACAUGAAAAUAUCCAAAAAUAGACAAAAGGAUACAAAUAAAUUUGUAGACUGGAAUAAAGCCAGCCCAAAAUAAUUUAGGGGGUACGAUGUAUUGAGGACCAACAAUUAUAGAAAGAUGGAUGAGGAUUGAAAAAAUAGUGGUGACCAGAUGUUAAGUAGAUCGCCACAUCCACAGCUACUAAAAGACUGUGUGCUUAUGUAAAUUAAACGAUCUCGCCCCUCUUCAUUUUAUGACAACUGAUACGAUAACGACGAUAACAUUACUGUUAAUGACGAUGGAAUGUCCUUCAAACGUCGCCUUUAGGACGAAUCCCGACAGAAGGUGCUAGAACUCUGUACAUGUAACCAAUACCAACAAAAUAAAAAUUGAUAAUUGGAAGGGGUACACUAAUCACCUAGUGUAGAAAACGGGGGCGUGGGUGUCGAUGAAACAAAUAAACAUGAAUAAAAAAUAAAAAGAUUUCAGCGGAAAUUCGUAGCGGUUCAGGUUGAGCACAGGGGACUUUCAAACUGAAUUACGCCGAGAUCCGUUUUAA
This is a messenger RNA of Varroa destructor (honeybee mite), 3599 nucleotides long. RefSeq lists its product as uncharacterized. The record is from RefSeq and is a predicted model, not a curated record. Lineage: Eukaryota; Metazoa; Arthropoda; Arachnida; Mesostigmata; Varroidae. Gene Ontology annotation, cellular component: nucleus; negative cofactor 2 complex. Gene Ontology annotation, molecular function: core promoter sequence-specific DNA binding; RNA polymerase II general transcription initiation factor activity; protein heterodimerization activity. Gene Ontology annotation, biological process: transcription by RNA polymerase II.